ACGCAAGAUAUCGAAAAGCAAAUAGAGAAACUUGACUUAUGUGCGUUCUUCUUCAUUUAAACUAUAAUAAAAUCGCAACGUAAUUAAGUCUGUAAUUCUUGAUCUUAUCAUAUAUCUACCUUAUUAAAAUGCAAAAUAAGAACGUCAUUGUAUUUAGAAGAAAUGUAAGCAGCUGUUCGUCGAACUCGAGUGACAAAUACGAAUAAUAAUAAUUAAUCCAUUAUAAAAAGGGAGCGAAAAUUGUAGCUUUCAUUUUACUUUUUUAUCUGGUUCGUUGAGCUUGAUAGCUAAGUUACCCAUCGAUCAUGCUACCAUUCAUUUUCUUGGUGAUCGGCGUUCUCGCACAACAGACGUUCGCUGAGGAACCCGAAGCGAUCGUCGGUGGCAAACCCGCUGAGCCAGGUGAAUUUCCGCAUCAAGUUUCUUUGAGAUUGGAUGGCUCACACAUUUGCGGUGGCUCCAUCAUCGGCCGGCAAAAAGUCCUGACUGCCGCUCACUGUGUGCACGGUCUUGCAUAUUACCCUUAUCGCAACUUUAAAGUCGCUACCGGCAGCAUUGAUAGGUACGGUGGACACCUCCACGCUGUGUCGAACGUCGUCGUGCAUCCGGAUUACUCUGACCAAGCGGAAGACGCUUGGAAGAAUGACGUUGCGGUGAUCACGCUCGCGUCGCCGAUUAAAUACAACGAAUACCAAAAACCGAUCGCUCUGGCCAAGUCUCGACCCAAACCCGGACAGCCCUGCACCCUGUCCGGAUGGGGUCAGAUCAGCACCCACGGACGGCUCCCGCGUAAUCUCCUGAAGAUGAACCAGGCCAUAGUCUCGCAGAAGGAAUGUCAGGAAGCUCACUAUGACAUGCCCUUGACCGGCAGCCACUUGUGCGCGUAUAAUCGCUACGGAAUUGGAGCUUGUUCCGGCGACAGCGGUGGCCCGCUCAUCUCCAAAGGCGUACAGGUCGGGAUUACUUCCUGGGUUCUUCCAUGCGCGAAGGGCGAACCUGAUGUCUACACCGACGUCUCCUAUCAUCUCGAUUUUAUCAAUGAAUCGUAAAGACACGUAAAAGUAAUCCACGUAGUACGAAUAGCAUAAAAAUCUAUUCGAUGAUAUUAUAAUUGAUGUCAACGCGCUGAGAAAAAAAAUACGCUGUCGCGACGUCGAAGUUAAACGCAACUAUGCGUUGGUUGCAUU
Molecule: messenger RNA, 1187 nt
Organism: Monomorium pharaonis (pharaoh ant)
Lineage: Eukaryota; Metazoa; Arthropoda; Insecta; Hymenoptera; Formicidae
Product: chymotrypsin-1-like
Exons: 4
Coding region: 306-1049 (247 amino acids)
Biological process (GO): proteolysis
Molecular function (GO): serine-type endopeptidase activity
Source: RefSeq, a predicted model, not a curated record